UGGAGAUUAGAGCCUGACAUUUCGCCAACAAUCUAACUAACACAUAAUCACAGUGGCGUCUCUGACCUUUGAAGCUCUUGGUUGUUUCGCCUUCCAAGGAAGAGAUUCCUUCAAAAGAGACUGAACUUGGCUUGUAGUUGGCAGUCGGCCAGCUGCAAACUUGUUUGUCGACGGGCAGAUAAUAGUUAGUUAGUUGGAGAAGCGCAGGAUCAUACUUUCUUCCUGCCAGGAUGGAGCCAGACAAGGGGAAAACGCAAGAUGGCUUUGCCGACCAAUGCGUGGGAGUUUUAUCAGAUGAUGCCACUGCCGUUACAGGAAAUCAGCAUUCGGGAGGGCUAAGUGCAUUCAACAGCGAUGCAUAUGAUACCAAUCUAGAUGGGUAUGCCGUGUUGCCGGAACCAACACCUCAAGAUGCACAUGUUCCUGCCCCAAUCUCUACAACCAACUCCGAGACGGCGGCAAAACCACCGGUGGAUACUGCACCCAACAACUUGGAGACCAUGAAAUCGUCGCCAUCCUCAUUUGCUCAGCUCGUCAAAUCAUGGGAAACGUAUAUUGCAGAUGCCCAAAAUACGGAUGCCUUUCAACCAAUGCAAAUGUUGCAGAGUAUCCGUACCGGCAUGUGUGGUACAGGACACGAAAUGCAUCGCUUGACAUUGGCCCCGUCAACAGAGCUUGCUGGAUAUGCUGCUUCUGAGGGGCAGGAUCCCUUUGAACCUAUUAUUCUCAGGCACACUCAUUCCACACCCCUUCAGUACAGGCCGUCGUUUUUCACAGACUAUGAUGGCAGCAGUGGGAUGCCACCACCCUCUCAGUUGGAUGCUACUCGACGAUCCAGUUCCACGCCUUCGCGAGGCUCUGCUUUCCAACAAUUUCGUUCGGACAGCGCUUAUGGAGCCUACAUACGGUCGGGAUCAAACUUUAGUGGUUCGGAUGGACGAAGUGCCUUUGGCUUUCCGCUAAACAGAUCCAUGUAUAGCGGCGUUAGUACAGAAUCCAACCUCAGGACGAGCUCUGCUUUCAACCCAGUCCCUUCUUCCUUGUCAACCACCCAAGAGGAUUCUCCACAAGGAGAGGCUACAGCCAUUGAAGUCAUGGAUCUAGGUACAUGUAGAGCGGAGGCGGAUGACUCGGCUAAUAGUGGUGAGGAGUCGGGUGAAAUUGAGGUGCAAAUCAAUACGAAGAUUGAGGACAACACUGAUCAGACAAAGCCAAAGAAGAGCGCUGCUGCAAGGGCCGCCAGAUUCCUGUCAGAUGUUGGUGUGCUACGUCGAAAGAAAAAAGGACUACGUAGUACCAUCUCGACUGUGAUCUCGACUGACACAACGGCUGCUAACAAGAAGGCCAACGCUACUACGUUGGACGCGACCCGUGAUGAUGAAAAGGAGCAAUCCAAGGAAGCAAAUGCUAUGUCACAAGAUUCAGGCUCGAAUUCAAACAACACCAGCGAAGGUCAAAAGGAUAGUGGAUACGAUCAACCUUCAGCGCCAAUGUAUCAACAGCUUGACUCGGACGUGGACGAGGAAUACGAUCGAUAUCAGAGCAUCGAGAACUCUGGGGGUGACUCGGACGAUAGCCCCAGGACUGUCCCGUCUCCAGAUUAUCACCCAAUUGUAGAUGAUCGCUCUGUUGUGGCCUCGAACUGCCAAGGCAACAAGAAUGAGAACAGGCGUCCAGCGGUGCGCAUCCAAGUGUCGUCCAGCAUCUCGGUUAUGCCGACUUUGGCAGAAAGGAUUGAUCGACACUCAGAAAAUGCGUCUAGUCCCAAUCCUGGAGAGCUAGUGAACGAUGAUCCAUCGGCGACGCCCACAUCGAGCACUGGGUCCCCCGGAGGCGCAACCAGGUCGUCAAAUACAACGUAUACAUCUGGCCACACGACGCAAGCCACGUCAACAUCCGGUACUACCGCUAAUGGCUCUUCGCAGAUAUCAGAAACUGAUCGGGAAGUGAUGGAGACAAUCAAAGAAGGGAAAAGGAGGAGACGUCAGGAAGACGGCAAGAGUAACUCUGAUACCGGCGGCGUAACUAUCGAUUCGUCUUCUUCAGGAAGCUCGACAACAAAUGGAUACGUAGCAUUGACAGGCAGUCCAGGGCCGUUGAGAGAUGGUGCCAAUGUUGUGGCUGAUCGAUUCUUCACGAAUCCUCGGUCUACCCCAACGCAGGGAGGCGAACCAUUCUGCAGCAGCAGUAUGAGUACAUCCGCAGUAGUUGACGGUGCAGCUGGAGGCAUGAUGCAUCGCGCCAGAGUCUCGUCCUUGACUCGCAAGAGCACAAACAACGGAUCGCCCACUAGCUGUUCGCUCAACAGCAUCGAAGAGACUCCGCCAACAUUCGUCUCAUACCUGGACAGGCAAGAUGCUUCUGAUCUUACGUCUCUUCGAGAGGCAACAGAGGCGUCAUGCAGCCGUGGCGACAACGAAGAACGGGAGGAUUCACCGGCUCAAAUAGUUGGAUACCCAGCCAUGUUCCUUGGAGAUGCAAAAACCGCUGAUGGACAAGAGAAUGCAAUGUCUGUGUUCCCAAUUGUCCUACCAACGACAGAACAUCUCUACAAUAUUUUGGGCAGAUUCCGUUCCCGCCCUCCUAGGAGCCCAGCCAAGGGUUUGCGGGCAGUUACGCCAACUCCACCUCCACCACGCCUGGGGUCGCCAGUGUUUCAGCAUCAGCUUUCGCCGCCGCGCAAGAUCAUUGACCACCGAGUGGAAACCAACGUGUCCCGACCAUACGUUGUGAGAACCAAUCCGUCGACUCACAGACUGGUCGUAGUGUCUCCCGGAUCGUAUGUUCGACCGACUACACCAUUGCUCUGCAUCCCGGUGGGAAAUCCCAACUACAGUCCAAACCAGAACAGGCCACAAGCGGCGUUGCCGCUGCGACAGCCCAGCCCUUAUGGACAGGUUGGCACCGCCAGAACAUACGAGGAGCACAGUAUUGAGAUUUUGAAGAAGGAUUCAAAAGACGAGAUGAUAGGUCAGCGGUUUGCCUCUCCUGAAACCGUCGCCAGCGCUAACUGAGAGUGGAAAUCAACCAAGAAGAAUGUGACUGUUCAAACGAGUGAAACAGAGUUGAAAAUGAACGAACUCGGCUCUUUGCUUGUUCUGUUUGUUUUGUUUGCUUGAUACAAGUGUCCCUGUACUGUAUGGUUCUUUGAAGCGAGUGUCUUGCACAUUGUAAUCCAUGUAACAUAAAAGAUAAAAGGGGUUAAAAGCAAUGG
This is a messenger RNA of Seminavis robusta, 3214 nucleotides long. NCBI's taxonomy places the organism in Eukaryota, Bacillariophyta, Bacillariophyceae, Naviculales, Naviculaceae. The record is from the annotation of a GenBank genome assembly.